This is a messenger RNA of Sitodiplosis mosellana (orange wheat blossom midge), 795 nucleotides long. RefSeq lists its product as uncharacterized. The transcript has a single exon. The record is from RefSeq and is a predicted model, not a curated record. Gene Ontology annotation, biological process: neurogenesis. Gene Ontology annotation, cellular component: cytosol. NCBI's taxonomy places the organism in Eukaryota, Metazoa, Arthropoda, Insecta, Diptera, Cecidomyiidae. The annotation marks the transcript as partial.
AUGGAAAACAUCACUGAAGUGAUGGGCCUGUUGGACGAGUAUCAAAUGUUUGAAUGUUUAGAAGUGUGUGGCAAGUACAUGGAGCAACAUUUGACACCUGAAGAUAUCUGUUGGGCAUAUGAUUGGUCAAUUCACUACAGUAUGGACGGGCUGAAACAGUUUUGUGAGCGAAAAAUCAGCAUUUGCCCGGAAACAGUGUUCAAAACCAAAGGAUUUCUUACGUGCGAGUACAAUAUUUUAGAACGCAUUGUGAAGUUGGAGUCACUUACAUGCUUUGAAACCUCUGUACUGGAGGCUUGCUUAGAUUGGGCCCGAAAUGCUUGUGAACGAGAUGGAUUGGAUUCGCCACGAAUGGAAGACCUACGAAAUCGUUUAAAGGAUUUACUUUAUGAAAUCCGUUAUGGUUCAAUUGAUGUCAUAGACUUUAUUAAAUUCAUUAAUAAGUAUCCCAAACUUUUCACAAAACCAGAAGAUUAUGAAGAAAUCAUUCGCUUAACAAAUGGCCAAAAGGACUUAAAAACCGAUCACUUCAAAGCAUACCCAAGAUCAGCAAACAAAUUUGCAUGGAAUGCUGCGCAGGUGCUGAAAUGCAAUUUAGGAGCAAAUGUACGGGAAUAUCGUCAAGCGUAUAUAUCUGCAUCGGGAAGUUCAACUAUGUUUACAUCCAAUCAGCCCAUGUUAUUGGGUGGAUUUCAUUGUGCAAGCAUUAUGAAUGCAAAUUCGUUCCGUUUUCAUGAUGGAUCACAUGAUAUUGAAAUAACCAUUACGGAAAUAUAUAAAAAUGCCAAGAGAACC